Molecule: messenger RNA, 984 nt
Organism: Peronospora matthiolae
Lineage: Eukaryota; Oomycota; Peronosporomycetes; Peronosporales; Peronosporaceae
Source: the annotation of a GenBank genome assembly
AUGGCGAGGGUCGACGACACGGUCCUAAAGUGCCGGAAGAGCUAUUCCAGCAGCAGUGCAUCCACGUCUAUGCGAAAGCGCAAACAUAGCAAUACAAGCGCUUGUCACGUGGAUAAAGCAGUGAAGAAACUAAGGAGCUCGCCAAUGUCCUUAUGGCUCACCUCCAAUGGUCCAAGUCGAAAGGUCGCCCAUCACUUGACCACCUCCACCACCAGUACCCCUGAACCGAGAGCUGCACCUUCUUUUAGACAUCGGGUAUCCAAUUUGUCGUCUGGUAACGUGCAUCCAUUGGUUACGCAAUCGUACAUUGAUGUUGGGCAGCGUAGCUUUGGCAAGCACGUGGUUUGUCCCACGUGUGAACUGCUGUACACUGUGGGAGAAGAAGAGGACGAGAAGGAGCACCGGAAGUUUUGCAAACGAUCGAAACGCGGUCUCACUUUCUCAAAGUGGAAAACCGAGCGAGUGUUGAAAUCGUUUCCAGACACUGACGCGAGGAUCGUGGAAAUCCGACGAGAUGACGCGAGUGCUCAUGUGAAGAAGCUCUUGGAGAUCAAGGCAGUGCUUGAUGAUGCACUGGGGGUGACCGACAAGGAGGUGUUUUUGCAGCGUAGCCACUUUAUCUAUAUCCAAGACCAUCAAGUGGUUGGCUGUGUCAACACAGAGUGCAUCACGAAAGCAUUUACGUUAGAACCAGGGACGUCAACCGUGACGAAUGCCAAUAAUGAGGAGAGCUGCAUAGCUGAAUCUGGUGCUGUAACUGCUUCAACCAUUCCACACACGGCACUUGUCGGUGUUUGCCAGCUCUGGGUACAUCCGCUGUUCCGCAGGAAAUGCAUCGCAACUCGAAUGGUGGAUGUUGUGCGUGAGAAGUCGAUCUACGGCAUGCACGUUGCUAAACAUCUCAUUGCCUUUGCGCAGCCUACAAGGAACGGUCUACAAUUUGCAAAGAAGUACGUGGAGCCGUGCGAGAUGCUGAUGUAUUGA